Coregonus clupeaformis (lake whitefish) is the source of this 1689-nucleotide messenger RNA. RefSeq names its product transcription elongation factor, mitochondrial-like. Gene Ontology annotation, cellular component: mitochondrial nucleoid. Gene Ontology annotation, biological process: transcription elongation by mitochondrial RNA polymerase; mitochondrial transcription. Gene Ontology annotation, molecular function: DNA polymerase processivity factor activity; nucleic acid binding. The transcript is spliced from 4 exons. The coding region runs from base 116 to 1225 and encodes 369 amino acids. The record is from RefSeq and is a predicted model, not a curated record. Lineage: Eukaryota; Metazoa; Chordata; Actinopteri; Salmoniformes; Salmonidae.
UAUGCAUGAACCUUGUUUCUGCAUCGGCGUGAGACCGGCAAACAACUAAAGGGCAAACGUUUUGUAACCUGCAUUGAUUUCUAGAAGAUGAAUUACCUCUAAAACCACGAUUACAAUGUGGGUUGCAAGGCGAUUUACGUCUUUAGUCGCCCGGAGAGGGCAGUGUGGCUUAUUCUACCGACCCCAGGGCUCGCUCCCCGAACUAGAAUUCCGAUAUCUCAACUGCACGUGCUGCUGGAGGAGUCGGAUCCCAGUAGCAGGCUUUGAAACCAUGAAUGGCACCUUCUCUUCUUCUAUUACUCCUUGCAAUGAUGACAACAAGUCGCUGGACGCAUACUACACGUCAGAGCAGCGAGAUGUCAUUCUGCAGCUCCUCAACAAUGCGGCAGAGUCGGAACUCGCCGCUGUCAAGCUCCUUCGUGGCCGCAAGUCUGUCAACAUUGUGGAAUACAGGACUAGAAAUGGACCUUUUAAAAAUCUCGAAAGCGUCAUAAAUGUGCCGCUUCUGAAACACAAAAGUGCUGUCAUUGUCUUCAACUCCAUCCUCAACCCUCCGGAGAAGAAGGAGAAAAGAAAAGUAAAGGUCCAGCUAGCCAAGUUCAUCAGACCAGAGGUGGAAAGGACCUGGCUAGAGGAAGCAAAUUCCAUAGUGUCCAUUGUGUGUGGAGUGAAUAAAAUAGCCUGGGCGCACAUGGAUCGUGGCAUGAAUGUGUUGGAGUGGCAACAUGAGGAAUGCCACAACUUCCUGAAGGGAACCUACAUGGCUUCUGCCUACUUGGAUGAUAUUUCCAGUGUGGUAUCCCACCUCCCCACGGCUGACUUCUUCGUUGUGGAAAAGCCGUCCAUCUCCCUCCAGAACACCGCCCUGUACCCGGUAAUGGCUCACAUGCGUACAGUGGAGGCAAUGCUGUUCGCCCUGCUGGAGCCCCGCUACACCCAGCCUGACAUCACUGCUCCACCCAAGGUGCUCAACAUGAUGCGCACCGCCGUCGGCCGCCAUUUUGACCUCAUGGUGGGCGAGUCACGCACCAGCGGGGCCCAGACGGUGCGACAUAUGAUGACGGAGUCAGUGACUCAGAAGAUUCCGAGGGUGACAUUCCCUCACAACCUGUUGGUGAAAUACAGGAACUCCUUCCAGAUGGGUGGACGGAGUCGGGGGGAGGAGCUGUGUGACGCCAUUUUGCAGGCUGUGGCGUUUUACGAGCUGCUCAGUGAAUCGAGUUAAUGUUAGAGACAAUUUCCAUGCUCCAUUUUCAGAGACAAAGACCGAUUGACUAAUGUGUACAGUAUGUGUGACCUGGUGGGUCAAAGGUCACAGAGCUACCCUGAGAGACCUGCAUAUUGGAGGCUUGAUGGAAGUUGAUGCUAGCUUAUAUUUAAAUGUAUACUACAACACUUCCAACCUGUACACUCAGAUGGUAUUGCACAUGAGGUCUCAGUUCAGGCCCCACAGCUGAACUCAAGCCUCCCCUCAUACAGACACCACACGUCAUGUUUUCUUCACUUUCCCAUGAAUAGAAAUGUUAUGUCAGGGACAAUAGUAAAGCAGAACAGGCUUGAAUGUGUACAGUGAUAUGUCACAUGCGACCACCUGCACGGACAAAUGUUUAUAAUGCCUUCUGACUGAAAUACCUCUCAGAUUUUAAACACCACCUCACUGAACCCGAGUGAAAUAAAAAGUAACAAAUA